AUGAGAAACGACCUAUUAGACGAAGAAGCAGAUAUAUCAACACCUACACAAGGAUUAUCUUGGGAUCAGUUACGACGCCAAGCACGACAGUUGGAAAAUGAAAUAGAACUUAAACUAGCUUCUCUUUCAAAAAUCGGUGCUACUACCACAGCAAGACAACAACAACAAGAUACUUCUUUAUCAGAUGGUAAUAAUAAAGCAGGGCAAGAAGUUGAAAUUGAACAACUCCUAAAUAAUCUUCAAGAUACCAUUGCUUCAAUGGGCCAAGUAUUGGAGCGACCUAGUGCUACACCCACCAAUCCGUCCAUGAUCCAUAUGCUUGAAAGACAUAAGAAUAUACUCUAUGAUUAUACCAAGGAAUUCCGGAAAGUCAAGGCAAACAUCAAGGCAGCAAGGGACAAAGCAGAUUUAAUGAAUCAAGUAAAAGAUGAAAUUAGAAUAUUCAAUGCUGGCAAUGGUGAUAAUACGGAUUAUUAUUUAACGGAACGAAAUCGUGUUGAAAGUUCACAUCGAAUGACAGAUAUGAUUUUAGAACAAGCUUAUGCGACAAGGCAAGAUGUAUCUCGGCAAGGAAGAACUCUUCAAGGAAUCAACUCUAGGGUUACUGGCGUCAUGGGGCGUAUACCAGGCAUCAACAAUUUAAUCAGUCGAAUCAACACACGGCGAAAACGGGACACUCUAAUUAUGGCAUGUGUGAUAUCCACAUGUAUUAUUCUUAUUACACUUUAUUGGUUACGAACUUGA
This is a messenger RNA of Halteromyces radiatus, 744 nucleotides long. RefSeq lists its product as uncharacterized. The coding region runs from base 1 to 744 and encodes 247 amino acids. Lineage: Eukaryota; Fungi; Mucoromycota; Mucoromycetes; Mucorales; Cunninghamellaceae. Gene Ontology annotation, cellular component: SNARE complex; Golgi membrane; Golgi medial cisterna. Gene Ontology annotation, molecular function: SNAP receptor activity. The record is from RefSeq and is a predicted model, not a curated record. The transcript is spliced from 5 exons. Gene Ontology annotation, biological process: vesicle fusion; endoplasmic reticulum to Golgi vesicle-mediated transport.